Molecule: messenger RNA, 2106 nt
Organism: Ricinus communis (castor bean)
Lineage: Eukaryota; Viridiplantae; Streptophyta; Magnoliopsida; Malpighiales; Euphorbiaceae
Product: probable WRKY transcription factor 27
Exons: 3
Coding region: 426-1805 (459 amino acids)
Biological process (GO): regulation of DNA-templated transcription
Cellular component (GO): nucleus
Molecular function (GO): transcription cis-regulatory region binding; DNA-binding transcription factor activity
Source: RefSeq, a predicted model, not a curated record
CUCUCUUUCCCAUUUCAUAACUGCUAGGCCCCCUUUGACAAUUUCACCAAGUCAAAGAAAAAGCAAUUCCUGUUUCCUUUUGUCUAUUUCUAAACAGAAAACCACUGUUUUCUUUGUGAAAUGCAAUACCCAUCUCUCUCUUUUCUUUUUACUUUAUGUUUCUGUUUGUAUAAAUAAUUAACAAAUACCGAGUCAGUGCUCCAUUAUCAGUCCCUCUCUCUCUUCUUACUCUCUCUAUGUUUUUUUUUUUUUCUCUCUCCAAUAUUUUUCUGUCCCACCCGAAAGCCAAAAGUCAGCGCCGUCCUUUCUGCCCCUUUGUGUGUGUAUGUUUGCUCUCUGUCGUUGCCCGUCUGCUCGAAGAGAGCAAGAAACAGCACAGAAAUAGAUAGUCCGGUUAUAAUUUCUAGGUAGAUUGGCUUAUAUCAAUGGCUGAGGAUUGGGAUCUGUAUGCCAUAGUAAGGAGUUGCACCUCUGCUGCCGUCAACGCGUCCAACUCAAACACCAACAUAACAACUGAUAUCCCCGUGGAAAAUGGCAACUCUGGAAACUAUUUAGAUUGCUUAGCUUCUUUGACUUUUGAUGAUGAAGAUGAUCCAUUCUCUUUUCCUGAUCUUGUACAACCUAGAAACAAUGGGUGGCAAGAAUUGCAAGAUUCGUACAAACCCUUUCUUCCUACCACCAGUGGUCAAGGUAAUAUUCCUUUGUCCUCCAUUUACAAUUUUGGAGAAUUUAAUGGCCAAAAUCAGCCACAACUUGCACAACACCAAUAUCAUCAUCAUCUGCAACCACAACAGCAGCAACCAGCAGCAGUACUGGCAGCCGUACCACCAACACCACCACCACCACCACCACCAUCACCACCAUCCAAUACACACUUUAGCCUCCUCUUCAUUGACUUACAGCAACAGCUGCAACAUGCACAACCACCUCAACUGCAACAAUUGCAUCACCACCAUCCCCACCCCAACCCCCACCAGCAGCAGAGUUCUCAAAGGGCUGAAACCUGUACUCUUCCCGUCCAUCCUCUACGAACCACCACGCAAUGCCCAGUCUCGAGAUCAAGAAAGAAAAAGAGCCACAUCAAAAGGCAGGUAACGCAAGUAACAGCAGAAAACCUCUGCAACGAUGUGUGGGCUUGGCGUAAGUACGGACAGAAACCUAUCAAGGGCUCUCCAUAUCCAAGGAAUUAUUAUAGAUGUAGCAGUUCAAAAGGGUGUGCAGCGAGAAAACAAGUAGAGAGGAGCAACAUAGAUCCAAACAUGUUUAUUGUCAGUUACACCGGCGACCAUACUCACCCUCGUCCAACUCACCGGAAUUCACUUGCCGGAAGCACAAGAAACAAGUUCCCAAGUCUCCAAAAGACAUCUGCAACCACAAAUAAAGAAUCUGAUGAACCUGAAAAGGCACCAUGCUCGUCACCGCUUUCCGUGACAAGUUUCUCUCCGACAACCCCACUGUCAGGUUCUAUGGACCACGAGGCAACGGCAGCCAAUGAGAACAACAAGCCAAAGGCUGGAGACGUGGAUAUUGGAGCUGACAUGGAGGGCCAUAGAAUGGAAAAUGAUGAGGAUGAUGAAUAUGAUGGCGAUGAUAUUCUCAUCCCUAAUAUGACUCUAAAUGAGGAAUUAAUCAAAGAUUUGCAAGAACUGGGCAGUGCUGGAAUUGAAGUUGCUUUUAGCGGCCUUAGUAGUAAUACUAGUAGAGCUGCAGGUGUAGGACACACCCCUGAUUUUGGUGACAAAUUCUCCUCUUGGGCUGUUGGUAGCUCCGCCGCCGCUGCCGGAGCAGCCGGAGGCAGUGGCUGAUGAUUGACAGAGGAUUCUCAGCUUUCUGAAAAGAAAAAAAAAAAAAGUUUUUUCAAAGAGAAAAAUUAUGUAAGUUCAAGUCUUCAAGAGUUUUUUUUUUUUUUUUUUCUCUUCAAAUUAAAGAAAAUGUUACUUUUUGUAUUUGAUAGGUAUAGACAGAAAUCAGAAAAUAGAAAUAUAGGAUUUUAUGUCAAAUUUUAUAUUAUCUACCGGUAUAGAUGAAAAAAAGCGAUAGAAAGAAUCAAUCUUUAACUUCUAAGCCUGUAUAUGUUUCCUCUUUAUCAGUCAACUUUUUCUUUUA